Molecule: messenger RNA, 2334 nt
Organism: Setaria italica (foxtail millet)
Lineage: Eukaryota; Viridiplantae; Streptophyta; Magnoliopsida; Poales; Poaceae
Product: chaperone protein ClpB1
Exons: 6
Coding region: 1-2334 (777 amino acids)
Biological process (GO): cellular response to heat
Cellular component (GO): cytoplasm
Molecular function (GO): ATP binding; ATP hydrolysis activity
Source: RefSeq, a predicted model, not a curated record
AUGUCCCGCUCGCUGGCUAACACGCUCGGCCGAAUAGACAACUUAGCCCCGCCGCGGAUGCCCUUGCUCUUGUCUGGAGAUCGCCGCCACGCGGCCCCUGCAGCCGACCUGUCCCAAACCUCGGCCGGCGUGCGGGAGUCGGAGACCAUGGCAUCCGUGUCGCGGGUUGCCACGGCCUCCAGCUCCAGCUCGCAGCACUAUGCUUUCCAGCUGGCCGCAGCGAGGGCUCUCGCAACCGAGGCUUCAUCCCGGAAUGCACGGAGCCAGGCGCCAUCUCCGGCCACUGCCCCUUCCUCAACGGUCCCAGCCGCUUUGGGGGCCGUACCAAGGGAAACCCUCUAUGUGCAAUCAGCUGCGCAGAGCGGUUCGAUGGUGCCGGCGAACGUGAGCUGGGCCGCCGCUCAGCUAGGACGAUCUGGUCCCGUGUUCACCCUGGCCGCUCCCAAGCCACAGGCGCCGGCUUUGGAGGUUUAUGGCCGGGACAUGACGGCCGAGGCCGGCAACACAGAUCCGGUGGUCGGGCGCGACGACGUGAUCGACCGCGUCAUCUGCGUCCUCUGCCGGCGCUCCAAGAACAGCGCCGUCCUCGUCGGCGCGCCUGGAGUCGGCAAGACGGCCGUUGCUGAGGGACUCGCGCAGCGCAUUGCGGCGGGGAAUGUCCCCGCCGCGCUCUCCGGCGCGCGCGUCGUGGAGCUCGACCUCGGCGCGGUGAUGGUGGGGACCACGGCGCGUGGCAUGGUCGAGGAGCGCGUCAGGAACGUCAUCAAGGAGGCCGAGGACGCCAACGGCAAGGUGAUCCUCUUUAUUGACGAGAUGCACUUGCUCCUCGGCGUUGGUGCUAAUCUGCUGAAGCCGGCGUUGGCGCGUGGCCGCAUCCGCUGCGUGGGCGCCACGACGUUCGACGAGCACCGCAAGUAUGUUGAGAGGGAUACUGCGUUUGAGCGGCGGUUCCAGAAGGUGCACGUCCCGGAGCCGAGUUUGGUGGCGACCGUUGCCAUUCUCCAGGGACUCAAGAAGAAAUUUGAAGAGCACCACAACACCAUAAUCCAGGACGCUGCCAUUUCAGCUGCGGUUCGGCUUGCCAACCGUUAUAUCACCGGUCGUCAAUUUCCUGAUAAGGCAAUUGAUGUUAUUGAUGAAGCAAGCGCUAUCACAAGGAUUCAAGCUGACAACCAGCUGAAAGGGAACAACACACAUCAUAGCCCUGUGGAUACUCUGAAGGAAGCAAUUGUUUGCCCAGAUCAAGUUGCACAGGUUGUGAGCCAAUUUACUGGCAUUCCUGUCAAUGCACUUGCCCAGGAUGAGAAGGUUAAGCUAAUGAACCUAGCAAAUAGAUUGCAAGAACGAGUUGUUGGUCAGGAAGAAGCAGUAAAUUUGGUUGCACAAUCAGUGCUAAGGUCAAGGGCUGGACUGGAUCAGCCUGGCCAACCAAUAGGCUCUUUUCUUUUCCUGGGAUCAACUGGUGUUGGCAAGACAGAACUUGCAAAGGCUCUUGCAGAACAGCUAUUUGACAGUGAGAAGAUGUUGAUCCGGUUCGACAUGACUGAGUUUGUUGGCAGUCACUCGGUGCUACGUCUCAUUGGAGCACCUCCUAGCUAUCAUGGCUACGAAGAAGGAGGACAACUAACCGAAAAAGUCAGGCAGCGGCCUUACAGUGUAAUCCUUUUUGAUGAAAUCGAGAAGGCCGAUCCUGCAACGUUUAAUGUUUUCCUCCAGCUCCUUGAUGAUGGUGUUUUGACUGACGGCAAAGGAAGAACUGUCGAUUUUAAGAAUACCAUCAUCAUUAUGACUUCAAAUCUUGGAGCUGAGUACCUAAUGAAAGCAAUGACUGGUGGAAAAUCAAUGGAGGCUGCACGUGAACUUGUCAUUAAGCAGGCAGAGAAACAUUUCAAACCUGAGUUCCUGAACAGGCUGAGUGAGAUUGUGAUAUUUGAGCCACUCUCACAAGAUAACCUGAGGGUGGUUGCUUAUGUUCAGAUGAAAGGCAUCAUUGCUCGUUUAGCUGAUAAGGGCAUCAAUAUAUCUGUAAGUGAAGCUGCAAUCGAUGUUGUCUUGUCAGAAUCAUACAACCCACUUUAUGGUGCAAGACCCAUAAGGAGGUGGCUGCAGAAGAAUGUGAUGACGAAGCUCUCUGAGAUGCUUGUCAAAGGAGAAGUAGACGCAGAUACUACUGUCAUCAUCGAUGCUUCUGAAGAUAUGAAAGAUCUGAGGUACAUAGUGAAGAAUGCGCGCUGCCCAUAUAAGAGGCCUCCAUUAGAGAUUUCUAGCGACUCCGACAGUGACAAUGACAUUGACCUUAAUGCUCCUAUAGAAAAGAAAAUGAAGUGGAUUUAG